CGCUUUCUCUUUUGUUUAGAAAGGCCUUGCUGUUUUUCUUAGCAGUUAUGUCUGGCCGUGGCAAGCAGGGUGGUAAGGCUCGCGCUAAGGCUAAGACUCGGUCCUCUCGGGCUGGUCUUCAGUUCCCCGUGGGUCGAGUGCACCGCUUGCUCCGCAAAGGCAACUAUUCCGAGCGGGUUGGUGCUGGGGCUCCGGUGUACCUGGCGGCAGUGCUGGAGUACCUUACCGCUGAGAUCCUGGAGUUGGCGGGCAAUGCAGCUCGCGACAAUAAGAAGACUCGUAUCAUUCCGCGCCACUUGCAGCUGGCCAUCCGCAACGACGAAGAACUUAACAAGUUGUUGGGUCGGGUGACCAUCGCGCAGGGCGGAGUGUUACCAAAUAUCCAGGCAGUGUUGCUCCCUAAAAAGACUGAGAGCCACCACAAAGCCAAGGGCAAGUAAAGUAUUACUUGUUUGGCAAGGUAUUUUGCUUCCUAUCAAGA
Molecule: messenger RNA, 481 nt
Organism: Phacochoerus africanus (Common warthog)
Lineage: Eukaryota; Metazoa; Chordata; Mammalia; Artiodactyla; Suidae
Product: histone H2A type 1-B
Exons: 1
Coding region: 48-440 (130 amino acids)
Cellular component (GO): nucleosome
Molecular function (GO): structural constituent of chromatin; protein heterodimerization activity; DNA binding
Source: RefSeq, a predicted model, not a curated record